AUGAGAUCCCUGCUGCAUCAGACCCUUGACAAGUUUCACUACCUCAUGGUCGACUGGGCGUGUACGUAUAAAGCAUCGCCCUCCCUCUUCAGCAUCAGUGUCAGCAUGUCUUCGGUUCAGAUCGUGACCCUUCUGUCCCUCUUCCUCACAGAGCUGUCAAGCACCCUUAAUGUGCAGGGUGUGAAGCAAGGGGACUCCUGUUUCUGUGACGUGAACUUAACGGCGUGGCAGUUCCCUGUGCGGCAGUACGAGGAUGUGGCCAACUUGGUUGACUCCUGUGAGGAGCUCCAGGGAAUGCUGCAGACACGGGUACAGCUGUUGGAGAAGAAGAUUCCCCAGAUUGAACGUACAGUAGGAAACAUGACAGACCGCUUGAGAGCUUUCCAGUACCUGAAAUCCCGGAGUCUGUACUAUGACCUGCAACUGCAUCAGAUGGACAAGGAGUUAGAGAGGUUGGAGGUGGAUGUCAGCACUGCUCACCAGACUGCCCAGGGCACACUUUCCCAAGAGCUCAGCUCUGUGCGUGAGAUGAUGAAGAAUGCAAAGGAUCACAAUAAAUUCAACUUGGAGACUGUCAGGGACAACCUACGCGUGCUGAAGAAUCGCCUAGAGACCUGCAGGACCAUCGAUGCCAAAUUCACAAGCAACUGUUCUCAGCGUCUGUUGAGCAACAUCUCAGAACCAGUGGUUACCAAGCUGAGCCCAUAUGGAAAGUCCUAUCCAUCUGGUUCUUGGGGUCGUGAAGCCAAGUCCAGCGCCAUGGAAAGAUAUUGGAUCCAGCCUUUGGUCAGUGGUAACCGACACGGCAAUGUGUUGCGCUUCUACCCUACUCACGAGGAUUUUAUGAGCUCCAGAGGUGAACAGGACAUUGCAGUUGCCCCCUCAUAUUCCCACACCAACGCCAUUCAGGGCCCAGGUACCCUGCUGUAUGAUGAAGCAGUUUUCUACCAGUGCUACAACACGGGUGAGCUGUGCAGAUAUGACCUGAGCACCAAGGCCACAAUCCGCAAGUCACUGCCUGAUGCCGGCUUUAACAACAGGUUCCCCUACUGCUACUACACCUGCCAUGAUUGGACUGACAUCGACUUUUCGGCUGAUGAGACAGGACUAUGGGUCAUCUAUGCUACAGAGGCUAGUCAUGGGAACAUCGUGCUGAGUCGGCUAGACAGUGACAACCUUAACAUCACGCACACAUGGACCACACGAUUAUUCAAGAAAUCUGUCACUAAUGCCUUUGUGGUGUGUGGGGUCUUGUACGCCACACGAUAUCUCAGCGCCUAUGAAGAGGAAGUCUUUUAUGCCUUUGACACAAACACUGGGAAGGAGAACAACAUGCUGGCUGUUAAGAUGGAAAAGGUGGCUCCUGGUAUGGCCAGCCUUCAUUACAGCCCUGUGGAUAAACAGCUUUAUAUGUAUAAUGAUUCCUACCUGCUGGCUUUCAAACUGUUCUUUUAGGCAUUUCUAAGCUUCAUCUUUGUUACAUGAAAAACUGAGCAUGCCCAGCUUCUGUUCUGUUUUUGCAUUUCAUUAUUAUGAAUAAAGAAGCAGCAAAUGUU
Scleropages formosus (Asian bonytongue) is the source of this 1556-nucleotide messenger RNA. RefSeq names its product olfactomedin-like. The coding region runs from base 1 to 1455 and encodes 484 amino acids. The transcript has 5 exons. The record is from RefSeq and is a predicted model, not a curated record. NCBI's taxonomy places the organism in Eukaryota, Metazoa, Chordata, Actinopteri, Osteoglossiformes, Osteoglossidae. Gene Ontology annotation, biological process: signal transduction.